GAAAGAAAGAGAGUACUAGUACACCUGAAGAGAAGUGAAUGAUGAUAGGAUGGAUUGAAAACAAGUAAACAACAACUUAUUGUUGUUAAUACUUUGAUAAGUCGAGAUUCCCAACAUCAAAAAUCUCACAUCUCACACUUAUCAAUAAAAAUAAGACAUCGUGUCACCCACGUGUCUUCGGUCAAAACUUUCUACUAAUUUCCCCCUCCCUCUAUUUUCAUCGAAUGGGGCCAAACUUCCAUGUUAUAAAAUAAAUAACAAAGUUUCUGACCAAAUUCGUUCAUCAUCUGAAAAUGGCGAGAUCAAGUAUGUUGAGGGCGGUGGAUAGUAUAAAUGGUGAGAAAAGGAUGAAGUUAAAUAUGAAAGACAAUAAUACUAUCUUCAUUAGAAUGACGAUGACGACGACGACAACAAUGACUUUGGAAAAACAGCAUCAACGACGAGGAUUAUGGCGAGAAGAGAUAGAGAGAGGAAGUAAACAAGAAGAAGAAGAUGAAGAUGAUGAUGAUGAUGAUUUAAUGGUUUCUAAAUUGGGUGAAGAUAUAGUAAUGAAAAUAAUGGAGAAAUUAGAUGCACGCAGCUUGGCACGCUCUCUUCUCGUGUCUCGUUCUUGGUUUUCUCUUGCCUCUUCUGAUUCGCUUUGGUCUCCCUUGUGUAAGCAACUGUGGAUUGGGAAAGCACAUAUACCUCGGUGGUCGAAAGUUCCAGGAUUGUCCAAAUUGGCUUGUUUUUCCCGUGCAGUCAUUGACAGUAAGCGGACCCGUAUCAUGAGGGACGAUCUCUGGGACCAUUCUUGGGAGUUCCAUUUCACUGAGGCUGCCCCUGAUUAUUGGAAAAAUCUGGACCCAUACUGGGGAGGUGUAGGCCCUCCUAUGCACCGUUACUUCCAUCCGGAUGGGAGCCAGACUGCAGACCCUGAAGACAAGGUAUGGGGUGGGCAUGAAUGUGCUUACACAAUCGUUACCGGGUAUGCUGAUGGAAAGGUCAGGCGAAACUAUGUGAGAAUAAACCGUUGGCCUCACUUGAAUGUUUCGAGGAGAGAUGACUGGGGCUGGGAGAUGUCAAAUGUUGUCUUCGCGUACUCCAGUAUCCCAGAUGCAGAUAAAGAAGGCGGGACUGGACCUUUGUUCUAACUUAUAUUUGCAGGAGAAGUUUGUUUUUUUUUUUUUUACCCUGUAUUUAGUAAUUAGUAGCCCAGUUUAGGAGUCAAAGUUUUAUGACAUCUUUUUAAGAUACCUGAUUAUGCAAGCAGAUGAUGAUGUUUACUGUUUACCUGCUCUUUGUUCUUGUUUUCCUUUGUUUCUUAAAAUAGCUUUUUUAUGGUUUUGUUUCUUUAAUAGUUGAUUUUUGGUGUAAAAGAGAACAAGAGUAUAGGAAUAUCUAUUUGUGUGAAUCAGCUAGGGGUGCUGGUUUAGUUUGGUUAUAGGUGUGAGUUGGAGUUUAUAUUUCAUCUGCCAAUGUUUAUAAGACUAAAGAGGAUGGAAAUCUCUCAUAGAGACUGUGCAACUUUUAAUUUGUCGAUCAUGAUUGUCGGAACCCUCAGAGCUAUUGCUCUAAUUUGGAAUAUGAUGUUUGUUUUCCUCU
Beta vulgaris subsp. vulgaris (sugar beet) is the source of this 1584-nucleotide messenger RNA. RefSeq lists its product as uncharacterized. Bases 294 to 1133 code for a protein of 279 amino acids. Gene Ontology annotation, molecular function: protein binding. NCBI's taxonomy places the organism in Eukaryota, Viridiplantae, Streptophyta, Magnoliopsida, Caryophyllales, Amaranthaceae. The transcript has 4 exons. The record is from RefSeq and is a predicted model, not a curated record.